AUGGGCCCAAAAAUCGAUCCUAGCGAAAUUAAAAUUAUCUAUCUGCGGGCUACGGGUGGGGAAGUUGGUGCUUCUUCUGCUCUCGCUCCAAAAAUUGGUCCUCUUGGCUUGGCUCCCAAAAAAGUUGGUGAAGAUAUUGCAAAAGCUACAGCCGACUGGAAAGGCCUUCGUGUGACUGUACAACUGACAAUCCAGAAUCGUCAGGCUGCGGUUUCAGUAGUACCAAGUGCUUCGUCUCUAGUCGUUCGGGCACUCAAGGAGCCGCCGCGUGAUCGUAAGAAGGAAAAAAAUAUUAAACAUAGUGGCAAUAUUUCACUUGACGAGGUGAUUGAGAUUGCACGCACAAUGCGGUUCAAGUCAUAUGCUAAACAUUUAUCCGGAACCGUCAAAGAAAUUUUGGGAACUUGUAAUAGUGUCGGAUGUACUGUCGAAGGUGAAAGUCCCAGAGAUAUAACGGAAAAAAUAAAUUCGGGCGAAAUGGAAAUUCCCGAUGAAUAA
Molecule: messenger RNA, 498 nt
Organism: Ambispora gerdemannii
Lineage: Eukaryota; Fungi; Glomeromycota; Glomeromycetes; Archaeosporales; Ambisporaceae
Source: the annotation of a GenBank genome assembly